Schizosaccharomyces octosporus yFS286 is the source of this 4168-nucleotide messenger RNA. Its product is annotated as proteasome interacting protein. The transcript has 2 exons. NCBI's taxonomy places the organism in Eukaryota, Fungi, Ascomycota, Schizosaccharomycetes, Schizosaccharomycetales, Schizosaccharomycetaceae. Gene Ontology annotation, cellular component: nucleus. The record is from RefSeq and is a predicted model, not a curated record. The coding region runs from base 822 to 1445 and encodes 207 amino acids.
CAUAUAUCUGCGACUAUGUAAAGCCUGCGGCCCGGCCUCUUUCAGUACAGCCAGCCAGGGCCUACUGCGACGUCUACGACUCUUUUCUUGGUAUAAAACAAUUUACGAGGAGCCGCUUUUCUCUUCUUCGUUCCAAAAAAAAAAAAUCUAAAAUAAAAAAUAAAAAUAAAAAAUAAAAAUUUAAAAAAGUAAAUAUAACAAAUAAAUAAAACGUGAUAUGAUCAUAUGAAUUAUCCUCUUAUGCAUUCUGCGUCAUUUGGAAUUACGGUAAAGAACAAUACGAUUGAUCUACGAUACUACCUACUACUACCUACCCCUUUGGUCGAUCUGAUCCGGUCGAUCUGAUCCUUACUUACUCUAUAGAUUCUAAAGAUUCGGCCUUUUUAUUUAUGUAAGAUUUACGAAUUAUUUUUAUUUUUAUUGAUUUUCAUUUUUUAUUUGUUUAUUUAUUUAUUUAUUUAUCGUAUGCUUUUGCCUAUGUGUUUAUAAAAGACUUAUUUAUUCAGUGUUGCUUAUUAUUUGCACAUUUGACUUGACUAGACUAGAUUCUUCUUGAAUCUUGGAGUCUUUCUUUCUCUUUCCUUCCUUCUCAUCACUUUUCAUCGCUAAAAGCAUAUCCUUUUAUUUAUACAAGCAUAUAUCCUUAAAACAUCCCACUCUCCACCGUCAUACCCUUUCUCUCAUCUCAUCUGUCUACGUUAUUCUGUUCUCCCUUGGGUUGCCUCCUUUUCUUUUUGGAGUUUUAUUUUGGCAUUUUCAUUUUUAUUCUCUUUUUCAAAUUCCCUAUUUCCUCUCUUUCCUCUUCUCCAAAUCUCUGCACUAUGUCUGGUCGUCAUCAUUGUUCGGCUGACUGCGAUGACCAUCCUUUCGAAUCUGGACCCAAUGAUACCCUCUACACUUGUAUCGACAAAGAUGCCAUCGUCACUUUAAACGAGGCCGAACAGGAUACCGGUAAACAAGUCUUUAAGCCCUGGGACCAGCGCUUCGAUGACUCGGUCAUUGUCGAAAGCGACGUCGACGAUCAACUCUUGUUUCAUAUUCCCUUUACCGGUUCUGCAACCCUCCGUUCCUUGCUUGUUCGUAUUUUUCCCGAUUCUUCCGCUCCUCAUUCCGUCUCUUUAUAUCCUAACCGUUCUGACUUGGAUUUCACUGCCGUCCAAGACUCAAAACCCACCGAAUCUUUCGAGUUUCCUCUUUCUUUCUCCGGUAAUCAAAUUUUCGAAUUCCCCGUCAAAACCCGUCUUUACCAAAAUUUGCGCAAUUUAAAUCUCUUCUUCUCUAGAAACGACGGUUCCGAUGACCCCAUUCAAAUCGCCUACAUAGGUCUUCGAGGCUCUUUUGUCCCUUUCAAGGGAAAUCCCAUCAUCACUAUUUAUGAGUCUGCUCCCAACCCCGCCGACCAUCCUCAAGUAAAUCAAGAAGAAGUCUAUCGUUCAAUUUCUUGAUUCUCUCUCCUCAUACCUUUCUUACCAUUGUACAAUUCUUCAUGUUUUUUCUGCCAUUUCCAUCCAUCCACCUUGUUUAUACUCGUCACGAUUUCUCUCUCAAGUAAGAAACAUAAAUCAAUAUUAUUUUUACAUAAGAGUUGAUAAAUUCCGUAUUCUUUAUAUAGUUCAAAUUUAGAUGGUUCUUCUUCUUUUUAUCCUCAAGUAACUUUCUUGGCAAGAAAUUCUCAUUUCACUCCUCAUCCCGUAUCUUCUUUUUCUUGGUUCUCUUUUUUUUUGGAGGGUUUCUGUUUUACUACUUCUUUGUAUACAUUCGACAUUGCCGCCUUCGUUUCUUAUCCUUUGGUAAUUCGAAACUUCUCCUCAGCUUCAUCCGUAAAUCUGGUAUAGCAUAAUUUACAGAUUUUACUGCCCGUCUCCUCCGUCCCGUUCUUCUCAUCGUCACUGUACCAGUAGACUCCAUCUCGCAGUCGCCAUUGUCUGCUUCGUUAUCAUUUUUACCUUCAAAGUCAGUGACACUAUCAAAAGCUUUAGAAGGAAUACAAACACGAACAUUUGAAGGCUUUGAAUUCACCUGUUCUUUCAUUACCUCUUUUCCCAACGGGAAUUUUGUUUCAUUUUGUGAGAACUCCUUCUCACUCUCUUUACUGUUGUUCAUGCUUUCAAUAUCAUGAGUUGGUGGUUUCAUUUUCUUUAGCAUGGUUUUUGAGUUUGAUGCACACGUGUUGGUUUUAUCAGCAAGAAUGCAUUUACUUGGUAAUUUUGGUAACGGUGGAAAUUUGCUCUUGCGUCCUGGCAAGUUCAUUCCUGGUGGAUUUUCCAGGUCUGGGACUGAAAAAUCUUUGAACACGGGGUAUCUAGUCCUCCGAACAAAAUGUCCUUUCGUCUCAUCAACGCCAUCAUUUAAUGUAGAUGAGGUAUUCGUAAAUGAUUCUAUAGCCGCACUAGGUGGAAGUAUUCUUUCAUCAAUUUCCAUCAUAAGAUGAUGGACUUCUGAAAGUUUGUUUCGGAUCUUUUGAAAAUCUUGGAAAUAUUGACGAUAAAGACUUUCUGACUGACUAUACAUUUGAACCCUUGAUUCCAAUUUGAUGAGAUUAUUCUUCAAUUGACAAUUAUCUUGCAACAGUUUUUCCAUUUCUAUUUCUGACUGGCUCAAUUUAGCUGAUAAUUGUGUGUUUACUCUGAUCAUUAGACUCAAGAACCUGGUAUGAAGCGUUGAUUAUGAUUUUUGCAUUCUUACCUGAUAAUUUCACGGUUUUGCUUCAGGAACCGCUUUUUCAAUGAUUCUAUAAAUAGAAUGUCUUCUUCUUUUGCACAUUGUACAGGAACAGACUUAUCCAUUUUUGUUUGUUGUGGUAUGGAAAGGAGAAACUUGAAAUCUUGGAUAUGUAAACAAACAUGGAAUUACGCAAGAAAAUACAUCCCUUCAGAAAACAUAUAUUACGGACGAAAGACUUCAUUCAUUAAGAAACAAAAAAAAAAGAAACUAAAAUAAAAGAAUAAAAGACUUAACGGUCCUUCUAGUUAAUCUAUAUUUUACUCUAUAUUCUACCCAACUCCAGACAAAUUGACACCUCCUCAAGUAUCAUUUCAAGUAUUUUACAUAUUUUUGAGUUGAACCUCUCAUAAUCGUUCUGAAGUGAGCUAAAUUCUGGAUCUUUUGAAAAGAAACCGAAAAAGGUAAUGGCGGAAGAUGGCUUCUUACUUUCCUUCAUUCUUUCAAAUUUUUGAUAAAACAUUGAAUAUAUUUCCUUGACGCUAAAAAGGAACGCUCCAAACACCGAGCAGAAGCUGAGCUCAAAAGACUAAAACCUUAGGUCAGAAUCAGUGGUUGACAGAACAAUAAAAAAUAUGUAUAUAUAUUUUUCUUAUAUACUGACACUGCGUUUAUGUUACUUACAAUUGGGAGCAAAGAUAGAUCCUUGUUUGUUGAUUCAUUCACGAAUGGUUUCCACAUAUUAUUAAACAUUAACUUCAAUGAAGACACAUUCUUAUCACGAAAAGAAGUUUCUUGUCUGUCAAUAAUGUAAGAUCGCUUGCAUUCUGCUGUCAAUUGUCGAAUACAUUUGACAAGCUGAUGGGUAUCCAACUUAGUGAGACGAAGCAAUUCUUGAAGAUGAUGCGCAUAGGAAAUUAAAAUCAAAUUUCUAGAUAUCUAGUUAGUCAUAAUUCUGUAUAUUUGUUCGUUGAUGCUUUCACUUAUACUGAAGUAGAAUAUGGAUACCUACCUUUUAUUAUAUCCAAUGUUCAUCAUGUAUGAAUCAAGCUCGCUCUUAUCAACUUUUAGUUCUUGCCAUUUUAUCUGCUUUCCUCUAAAAAAUCUGAAUACCCAAUGUUAGCUGAACGUAUCAUUAGGAAACAAAGGCAAGGCAUUUAUUUUUAACCACCCAUAAGUGUCAGUCGACAUAACAUACACUCUAUAUAAGUCUAAUAACUGUGUUUCAUCUUCUUUAAUUUGCUGUAAAAGUGCUAUCAUAGAGUGCAUCUCUUCAUUCUACACUUGGGUUCUUUUCAACUGUUUAUUUGUGACCCGCAAAAUUUGUUAGGAGUGUGGUAUGGUGUUCAGUAUUGAAUUACACGAAUGUAUACCCAAACCCGAGAAGAAUUUCUUUGUACUGCUUACAACUAUAUCCACUGUAAUUAAAUAGUUAAAUAUUAAUAGUGAAACAAUGUGAAUCGACUGAGUUGCACUCAGCUUAGUAAUGUUCUCAAGUUCACAGCGA